Liolophura sinensis is the source of this 1332-nucleotide messenger RNA. RefSeq lists its product as uncharacterized. Lineage: Eukaryota; Metazoa; Mollusca; Polyplacophora; Chitonida; Chitonidae. The record is from RefSeq and is a predicted model, not a curated record. Bases 1 to 1002 code for a protein of 333 amino acids. The transcript is spliced from 6 exons.
AUGGACCUAAACUCCCAGACAGUUCUGGACAUUCAGGUAAUACAGUGUAAUGAAGUAAAAGGCUCAACGCAUAUGGAGCUUGAGGGCCUGAAGCGUGGGCUACUAAAGUUGAAAGCAGAAAGACUGAAUAUCAAGUCACUCAUCACUGACAGACAUGUCAUGGUGAAAAAAUUUAUGAAAGGAGAAGAGGAGAUUAUUCACAACUUCGAUGUAUGGCAUGUUGCAAAAGGUGUAUCGAGAAAGUUAGAGGGUUUGGCAAAGAAAAAGGGGGCAGAGGCUAUUAAGCCUUGGAUAAAAAGUGUUUCAACACACCUAUACUGGGCGGCGUCCACCUCUGCCAAUGAUGGCGAGAUGAAGCUGGCAAAGUGGCAGUCGCUUACCCGCCAUAUCCGGAACAUCCACACACACCCUAGUGAGAAGUAUCCGGAGUGCAGACAUGGCCCUUUAGAGGAUAACCAAAGAAAUUGGAUGGAAGAAGGAUCCCGCCCAUACAAGCUCCUAUGUAGUGUCGUCACCAGCCCAUUCCUAAUGAAGGACAUCGAGAAGUUGUCUCCAUUCCAUCAGACAUAUGGUCUCGAGGUGUACCACAAUAUUGUCAACCAUUUUGCACCAAAGAGUACACACUUCUUCUUCGAAUCCAUGCUGGCCAGAUUGUACUUAGCUGGACUACAUUACAAUGAGAACAGCAGGAAGCCACGUGACACGACAUCAGAUGGCAGAGUUCGUUGGCAGCUUUGCUAUCCAAAAGCAAAGAAAGGUCUGGAGGCUGUAGUGAAGCCGAUUAGCACUGGUCCGUCAUUUGGAUACGUGGACUUGCUGAUCCAUAACCUCGUCCAGCGAAGAAAAGAUCUACCAUCCUACCAGGUUGCUUCAGAGGCUCUCAGUAGCUACCUGUCGGUACCUGCCCCUACUACGUCAGGAUUCGUACCUGUGGACAAAGCUUGUCUUAUAGAGAGACAUAAAUCACGAUUUUCGAAGACAACAAACUCCAAUGAUGUAUGAAUCUACGGAAACUUGGGGUAUUGAAAUCCGCAGUACUCCUGGCUGGGGAAGGCUUCCCGAAUCUUCUUUACGGCACACGAUGGUAUUGGCUUUCGGUUUCCUCUGCCUAGCUCGUGCCAUAUCCAUCGUGUAAAUCUCCUGUAUGCGAUAAACCUGUACAACCUGGAUGAGAAAAGACACAAAUAUCUUACAUGUUUGCAGAUAUAAAGCUAAAAUUGUUUAUUUAUAGAUCUAUGUAUAUGUGGGGUGGAGAAGGGGUUGGUGCUAUGAGACAAUUGAUAUACUUGGUAAAAUAAACAGAUCUGUUGUAUUUUGUAUACUUGAUUAUGC